AUGUCCACCUUGACCAACACGUCGUCGGGACGGGACUGUUGGGCCGAAGUCACCACGGUCCCUUCUGCCUGCGUGGAAAAUGUCAAAUAUUGUUGGGACGCCGGGUUGCUGGGCUCAAGUUCCUCUCGAAUUACUGCGACAACUGCCGGUUGGACACUCACGCUGUCGAACGUCCAAACUGAGAAGAAGUUUCGCCAGAACUCGAAAAUUCUUGAU
Mesorhabditis spiculigera is the source of this 216-nucleotide messenger RNA. Lineage: Eukaryota; Metazoa; Nematoda; Chromadorea; Rhabditida; Rhabditidae. The record is from the annotation of a GenBank genome assembly.